This is a messenger RNA of Priapulus caudatus, 886 nucleotides long. RefSeq lists its product as uncharacterized. The coding region runs from base 152 to 886 and encodes 244 amino acids. The transcript has 6 exons. NCBI's taxonomy places the organism in Eukaryota, Metazoa, Priapulida, Priapulimorpha, Priapulimorphida, Priapulidae. The record is from RefSeq and is a predicted model, not a curated record.
GUGACGUCAUUGAAGAUGGUGAGGCGCAUAUUUUGUAUAGAAAUUCAUCUCAGGAAGCUAUUCAAUGGCGACAAUGGCAGAGGAUCUCCUCUCGUACUCGCGCCAUAUGUCUGACGCCGCGAUCGCGUAGAGGAGGCCUACGUACGUCGCGAUGGUUCUAGAAGCGGGCUUGCCCUCCCACCUCGUCGCCGCGGCGAGUCCUGAGGCGGAGCUGAGACUGCUCGAGGCGCUCCAGUCUCAGCUGCUCCCGCCGCCUCGCGAGUCCCUAGAGGAUGACUUUCUCGAGCAGCAGUGGCUUGCGAUCGCGUCAUCAAACGCCGACGACAAUCCGUUCGUCGGCCACUCGCUCGUCGAGUUCUUCUCGGACGCCGAGAGCCUGCAGACGUUCACUUGUUACGUGUUCAAUCGUCGCUACGGCUGGUCGGAGGCGGGCAGUCCCCAGAGACGCCGCUCAGUGCCUCAGAAGACGAAACUGAAGACGUCCUUGAAUGAGCUUCUAGAUGAGCUUAUCAAAUGGUAUAUGUACCAAGAGCUUUCGUCACCUCUACUAGAAUCCAUGAAAGCAUCUGUGAUAGCAGCCAGCAAGAAGCCUGUCGUACGCAAUCAGACGCUGGUGCACUGCAUGGAGUGGUUCAAGCUGAAUGCGCACAGCCACGUGUCCGGCCAGUAUUACUCACUAGUCAAGGAGAUCGUGCUGCUCGGCCUCAUGGACGUGUGGUCGGCCGUGCGCAACGCGUGCUGCUGUCGUCUGCCGGACAUCGUCGGCGAGCUCAGCCUCGCCGAGCUCGAGGACCUCUUCACCGACCUGGUGCUCGUCUGCGAAGGACGCUCGUCGACGUGGCAGGCCGUAGAGGGCGCCGUCAUGGGUUCGAGAAUUCGUUAUUGA